UGCGCAGUGGCCGCCCCCACAAAGGCCCAGACCCCACUCCGCCCCUCUCUCUCAUCUAAAAUACACUCCAGAGUCAGCAGCUUUCUCAGUUUCUGCCCUCUUCUUCCUCGCCUGCUCCGGCUGCCACCACGUCGCCCCUUCCUUCUUAACAGCUACCAUCGGACCCUCUCUCUGUGUGUCUCUUGCCCUUUUCGAAUAGAGCCAUCGCAUCGCCCUAAUUCUGAAGCCUUUUGCGUCUCUAUAGCCCACAUCCUUUCAUUUAUUUCCUCUUCAAGAACCAUAACCCUCUGUUGUUUACUAGACCAGGCAUUUUCAUUUGGGUCUUAAUUCUUCUUUCUUUGUAUUAUUUCCUAAUCGAAUCAGAGUUUUCUAAACUCUAAUUGAUUGCGAGUUUGUUGGCUUCCUCCUCUCCUCUGCCUCACUAUGGUUGGUUGGACACUGUUGAUCUUCGGCUUGUGGGCUUCCGCCGCUCUCCCUUUGUCGUCUUCAGAUCCCAACGACGAGGCUUGUCUCACUAAUCUAAGCCAAUCUUUAGAAGACCCAACUAACUCUCUCCACAACUGGACCAAAUCCAACCUCGCCAACCCUUGCAAUGGCUUCAACUCUUACAUUCAUGGCGCCACUUGCAACAGUGGCCGUAUUUACAAGCUUUCCCUCAAUAAUCUCUCCCUCCGCGGCUCUAUUUCUCCUUUUCUUGCUAACUGCACCAAUUUACAAGCCCUCGACCUCUCCUCCAAUUUUCUCACAGGCCCCAUCCCUUCCGACCUUCAAUAUCUCGUUAAUCUCGCUGUUCUCAACCUCUCUGCCAAUCGCCUCACUGUCCAGAUCCCUCAGGAGCUCGCAUUUUGUGCUUAUUUGAAUGUUAUUGAUCUCCACGAGAAUUUGCUAACUGGCCAGAUACCUCAACGAUUGGGUCUUCUCGUUAGGCUCUCCACUUUCGACGUAUCUAAUAAUCGUCUCUCCGGACCAAUCCCCUCCACUCUCGGCAAUCGAAGCGGCAAUUUGCCUAAAUUUAACGCCUCCUCCUUCGUAGGCAACAAGGAUCUGUACGGCUUCCCUUUGGCGCCAAUGAAGAACAAGGGGCUUUCCAUUAUAGCCAUUGUUGGAAUCGGUUUAGGGAGUGGACUUGUCAGCUUGGUGUUGAGCUUCACCGCCGUUUGCAUUUGGUUGAAAAUUACCGAACGGAAGAUGGUGGUUGAAGAAGGGAAAAUUAGUCAUCUCAUGCCUGAUUAUUGAUCUUAAUCACCCAUCAGAGAUUAUUAAGCUAUCACCCGUUCUUGAUGAAUUUUCUGUUCAGGUAUAUACCAUUUCCCCCCUUUUCGAACCAGUAAUGGUCUACUCUUUUUCUUUUCCUUUUUUUUAUUGGGAGAUGCCGCCUCGAUUUGAUUCAUCAUCGGAGAGGAUCUUUUUUUAUUUUUUUCAAACUUUUUGCCCCUCUCCUAUUUUCUUCCCGAAACAAUCAACAAUGUAUAAAACCCACUGGUUAUAAUCGAGUUAUCGCUCUCAAUUAUUAUUACACAUUUUGAAGAACAAAAUUGUCUGC
Molecule: messenger RNA, 1543 nt
Organism: Cucurbita maxima (winter squash)
Lineage: Eukaryota; Viridiplantae; Streptophyta; Magnoliopsida; Cucurbitales; Cucurbitaceae
Product: LRR receptor-like serine/threonine-protein kinase GSO1
Exons: 1
Coding region: 424-1236 (270 amino acids)
Molecular function (GO): protein binding
Source: RefSeq, a predicted model, not a curated record